AUGAGGCAUUCCUGGCGGCAUUUGGUCUGCAUUGCGGAGAACGACAGCUUGGCUGGAAGGCUGAACAUUGUGCUGGCGAUCAAGGAUGUCGUCCCAUGCGACAGGGCGUUCACUGAUAUGAGCUUAACGGUCGACGAGGUCAUAGACGCGCUGGCAAAGAUCAUCAAGUCUCCAUUCUGCCCUCAGGCAACCAAGGCCGGCAUGGUCGCCACCUAUCACCUGGUGCUAUACAUUGAGCGCAUCGCGGUGCGCCUUGCCACCGCGGGGCUCGUCCCCAUGCUUGUAGAGGCUCUUGUAGACGCCGACAAGAGCAUGUCCGGGAAGGCACUGGUUGUGCUCGACGCGGUGCUAGCCUCGGAGGAAGGCCGCAGGCACACACGCUCGCGGUGCCCAUGGUUUGUCAAGAAGAUGACUGAUUUACCCUUAUUUGAAAAUAAAAUAUAA
This is a messenger RNA of Miscanthus lutarioriparius, 444 nucleotides long. Lineage: Eukaryota; Viridiplantae; Streptophyta; Magnoliopsida; Poales; Poaceae. The record is from the annotation of a GenBank genome assembly.